Papaver somniferum (opium poppy) is the source of this 1267-nucleotide messenger RNA. Its product is annotated as THO complex subunit 4D-like. Gene Ontology annotation, cellular component: nucleus. Lineage: Eukaryota; Viridiplantae; Streptophyta; Magnoliopsida; Ranunculales; Papaveraceae. The coding region runs from base 244 to 1086 and encodes 280 amino acids. Gene Ontology annotation, biological process: mRNA export from nucleus. The transcript is spliced from 7 exons. Gene Ontology annotation, molecular function: mRNA binding. The record is from RefSeq and is a predicted model, not a curated record.
UUAGGUUUUAUUAGUUUCCUUCUCUUCUCGGUCUCUCAACCGUAUCUUUCUUCGUAUAUAUUAUCUCAUCUUCUCUCUCCGGUAACUGAAUCGAAACCCUAAUAAUUUCUGAAGCUAAUAAUCGAUCUAUCUCUCAAUUUCUUUUAUCCAUCUCUUGCUCUUACACUCGCGGAAGAAACUUUUGUUAAUUUUUUUCAGUUGUUUGUGCAAUUCCGUUCACAAAACUAGUUAACCACGAAUUCAAUGGCGACAACUUUGGACAUGGCACUUGAUGAUAUUAUAAAGAUCAACAAAAAGCAGAGUAAUAAUGGCAGUAGAGGGAGAGGACGGGGGAAGGGUCGCCAAGGCCAAGGCAAAGCACAAGGAGUCGCAUUAAACCGUGGAAAGGCAAUGCGAGUAGCUACUAAAGGGUCACUCAAGGUGAAAGCUCGGCCAUCGGGUUUCAAAUCAACUGCAAAGCCCUCCAGAACCAAAGGUAUUUCGUUGAAGCCUGAUUUGUUUGAAGAUAGCCUAGUAGCUGCUUGGUAUCCUGGGAUUGAAACUGGCACGAAGCUAUAUGUUUCUAAUCUGGAUGUAGGAGUAACCAAUGAAGAUAUCAAGGAGCUAUUUUCUGAGAUAGGAAGUCUGAAGAGAUACUCAGUUCAUUAUGACAUGAAUGGUCGACCAAAUGGAUCAGCCGAGGUGGUGUUUAAUCGAAAGGCUGAUGGAUUAACAGCCAUGAAGCGAUAUAAUAAUGUUCAACUUGAUGGCAAGGCGAUGAAGAUAGAGAUCAUAGGUACCAGCUUGGCAGCACCAGUUUCAACUCGUAUUAGUGUGAUUGGAGCUAAUGGAAGAGGGAAAAGGACAGUCAUUAUGACGCCGGGCAUGGGUCGAGGAGGAGGCGGCUCUGGUUUAUCAAACCGUGGAGGUAGUACAAGGAACAACCGUGGUGGUGCUCAACGUGGUCGGGGGGGAGCUAAAAGCCGUGGUGGCGGUGCUGGCCGUGGCCGAGGUGGCGGUCGUGGAAAGACUAAACCAACUGUUAAGUCUGCUGUCGAGCUUGAUGCUGAACUAGAGAGUUAUCAUGCUGAAUCUAUGCAAUCUUAGUAAAUAUUUGCAGCUAACUAGUUGAUUACAAGGAGUGACUCUAUUGUAUAAAAACCAUCCUCCUGUGGUAGCUUCUUUUGAAUCUUUUGCUUUGGGAUACGUGCUUUUCUUUUGUCUUCAGCAAGUUUGUUGCUCAUCUUUGCAGUUUGUCGAUCAAGUAUUCUUUUUCUUUUAGCAGCAA